Messenger RNA from Aplosporella prunicola CBS 121167, 1122 nucleotides. RefSeq lists its product as uncharacterized. Gene Ontology annotation, cellular component: mitochondrion. Gene Ontology annotation, biological process: mitochondrial respiratory chain complex II assembly; mitochondrial electron transport, succinate to ubiquinone; protein-FAD linkage. The record is from RefSeq and is a predicted model, not a curated record. Lineage: Eukaryota; Fungi; Ascomycota; Dothideomycetes; Botryosphaeriales; Aplosporellaceae. The transcript has 2 exons. The coding region runs from base 53 to 997 and encodes 314 amino acids.
CCAUCCCCUCAUCACCAAUUGGCUGCUCCACAAACCAGGACGGUACUCAAUCAUGUCUUCCGCAAGGCUCGUCCUCCGCUCCUCCAGGGCCGUCUUCUCUUUUUCGCGCCCUCUCAGCUCCUCCGCCGCGCGCUUCGGCCUCAAUGAGCGCGGCAACGACACCACCGAAGCAUGGCGCAAGAAGCAGACCGAGAAGCCUCUCAACCCGCACAUGACAAACACCACCUCGACCAUUGCGAACGAGCUGCCCAGCCUUGGCAAGGAUGGUCCUCCGCCCGAGAUGCUCACGUCCAUCGACCCAAACUUCACGCCCAAGGACUCUGUCCCUGAGAACACCGAGCGCAUGACUGGCGGCACACAGAAGGGCGGUCCGCAGGCCGGUGUCAACUCUGAGCUUGGCGUGGGUGAGAUCGAGGGUGGCAGCUUCAAGGUUGAGCCCAUCCGCCGCACCGGCGAAGACGCCAACACCAUGCGUGCAAGGUUAUUAUACCAAAGCAGGAAGAGGGGAACCCUCGAAAGUGAGCUUCUCAUGUCCACCUUCGCCGACGAAAACCUCGGAAACAUGAACCAGAAGCAACUGCAAGACUACGAUCGCUUCCUCGAUGAAAACGACUGGGACAUCUACUACUGGGCCACGCAAGAGCCGAACCCCACUUCGGCCGAGUACGCUGAAGGCGCUGGCUCCGACAUGGCCACGCCGACUGCUCAAGGCGAAAACCCGCCCAUGCCGCAAGACAGGGCUGGCACCUGGGCAGGCAAAACCGGCGAGUGGGCGCAGACCGCCGGCACGUUCAAGCCUGCAUACAGGCCGGUGCCUCAGCGCUGGAAGGACUCGGAGGUCUUGUCUUUGCUCAGAGAGCACGUCAAGAACCGUAGCGCUGCCGGCGUUGCUGAAGGCGACGCGGAAGUGGGCGGAAAGUCAUUGAACCAGAGCGUCAAGGGCACUGGCGGCGGUGGGCUUGGAAGGAUGCCUGAGGUCAAAAAGUUUGACUCCUGAUUCGUCGGCUCGUAUCCAUUGGUCUGUAGUUUACUGUAAUAUGUCGUAUAUUGUAGAAGCAUUGGUUGUGCAUAAGUUGACUAGGUAGUCAUUGACUUCACUGCCCCCACGCCGGCGUUUCUCCC